This is a messenger RNA of Fusarium sp. VM40, 1578 nucleotides long. The record is from the annotation of a GenBank genome assembly. Lineage: Eukaryota; Fungi; Ascomycota; Sordariomycetes; Hypocreales; Nectriaceae.
AUGAGCAGCGAGAACGGGCGACGGUUGAGCAAGCGCCUCGCUGGUAAGUGGAUGGAUGACGCUGUUGGAGGCAUUCGAGAGGGACGACGCGCUGACGCUGGACCAGCAUCUGCGGCGACAGAUUAUGAGCACGAUGACGACUUCGCAUUUGUGCGAAAAGCCAAGAGGCCCAAGACGGAUAAGGCGGAUGAACCAGAACCGGAGGUCAAGCCAGCGCCAGUGAAGAAAACUGCAAAGGGACGAACAACAAAACAACGCGCUGCUAAGGCACCAACGAUAAAUGGAACGAUUGUGGAAGAGGAGUCUGUUGAGAAUGAAACGAUAGCAACGACGAAACCUACGACGAGGAAGAGCGGUAGACGAAAGGCGAGUGUGGACGCGUCAGAAGAACCAAAAACACAGGCCCCUAAAAAACAGCCGACUAGGAGGAGCACGCGCAGAUCGGGGGAGAAAUUGGAAGAUGAAGGCCCUCAACCCGCUCCAGCGCCAGAGGCAGUAUCAGCACCAGAGCCAGAGCCUGAACCCCAACCAGAAACAGCACCAGAAGAAGCACCAGUUCCCCGUGUCAAUGGAGCAUCUAAGAAACGUGGGAACCGCGCGAAAUCCCUUGCUCGACCGCCUCCGGACUGGGACAAGUCACCUCCCCGUGCAGUACCUGUGGAAUCGGCGACAAUUGCUCUGCCUAUGAGCGAUACACCUAUCAUUAACAGAAACAAAGAGAUGCGAAAGAAGGGCAACGGUAACAGACGGAGCAGCUUGGGCAACCGUGGACGACGAGCUAGCUCUUUGAUCGAGAGCGGCCAAACAGCAAUACCCCACCGAGAGGUCAAUCCAGCAGAGUUUUAUAAGCAUAUCGAGGCCGAAGGCUUGACAGAACCUCGACGCAUGAAACAACUAUUGACCUGGUGUGGAGAGCGCGCUCUAGCAGGGAAGCCUCGUCAUGGCACACCAAAUUCUAAUGCCAUUUUGGGUGCUCGUGCCAUUCAAGACCAGCUGCUGAAAGAUUUUGCGGCUCGAUCAGAAUUUUCGGACUGGUUCAGUAGGGAAGAUGAUACACCUAAAGCCCCCGUGGUGUUGAAACCCAAUCCGAGAAACAUGGAGCUUGAUGAAAAACUAGCCCAAUUAGAAAUCAACGUCAAAAGACUACAAGACGAAAAGAAGGCGUGGCAAGCAAUACGAAAACCUCCACCAGAACAACCAUCCCUCUUCUCCGAGGACGAGACUGGGCCUAUCGUUUUGCCAGACUUCGAUCUUCUGGACCCAGACGAAGGCAAGAUCAGAGGGGUUUUGGCAGAUGAGAAGGCAUGCUUUAACACUGUUCGGUCGCAAACAGAAUCAAGAUUACGAACCAUUCAAUCGUCGCUCGAGUUCCAAGUUGAUCAACUCGCCGACAACAUCCACAAAAUCGAGCAGCGGGUUCUGGUCGCAGGAAAGGAAGCGGAUAAGGUUCUCAGUAUCAGCGCUCUACGUCUUCGGCAGCGCGAGGAGCGGGAGAGAGCGAGUGCAGGGACAAAGGAAAUGCCAGUGAUUGAGGUUCUAAGAAGCCUAGGGAAUAUUCUACCGGAAGGAGGUGGGUGA